Molecule: messenger RNA, 1023 nt
Organism: Puntigrus tetrazona (Sumatra barb)
Lineage: Eukaryota; Metazoa; Chordata; Actinopteri; Cypriniformes; Cyprinidae
Gene: sbds
Product: SBDS ribosome maturation factor
Exons: 5
Coding region: 79-831 (250 amino acids)
Biological process (GO): cytosolic ribosome assembly; ribosome biogenesis
Source: RefSeq, a predicted model, not a curated record
GAGCCGCGUCUGUGCUCGAGCGAGACCCGGGAAGAAGCGAAGAAGAGGACCGCUCCGCGAGCCCGAAGACCGUCGAACAUGUCGAUAUUCACGCCGACUAACCAGAUCAGGUUAACUAAUGUCGCCGUCGUCAGGAUGAAGAAAGGAGGGAAGAGGUUUGAAAUAGCGUGCUACAAGAACAAAGUGAUGAGCUGGAGAUCCGGAGCGGAGAAGGAUCUCGACGAAGUCCUGCAAACAAACACCGUGUUUGUCAACGUGUCCAAGGGUCAAGUGGCGAAAAAAGAAGACCUGUCCAACGCUUUCGGCACAGACGAUCUGACAGAAAUAUGCAAGCAGGUUUUAGCUAAAGGAGAGCUGCAGGUGUCGGACAAGGAGCGGCAGAGUCAGCUGGAGCAGAUGUUUCGCGACAUCGCCACCAUCGUGGCGGAGAAGUGCGUGAACCCCGAGACCAAACGGCCCUACACCGUGAGCCUGAUCGAGAGAGCCAUGAAGGACGUGCACUUCUCCGUCAAGGCCAACAAAAGCACGAAGCAGCAGGCUCUGGAGGUCAUCAAGCAGCUGAAGGAGUCCAUCCAGAUCCAGAGAGCUCACAUGCGGCUGCGCUUCGUCCUGCCGGCCAGAGAUGGGAAGAGACUGAAGGAGAAGCUCAGGCCGUUGAUGAAGGCCGUAGAGAACGAGGACUUCGACGAGCAGCUGGAGAUGGUGUGUUUGAUAGAUCCCGGAUGUUUCCGAGAGAUAGAUGAGCUGAUCCGCUGCGAGACUAAAGGGAAGGGAACGCUGGAGGUGCUCAGUCUCAAAGACGUGGAGGAAGGAGACGAGAAACUAGAGUGACGUCUUCAAACUCGUUUUAAAGCAUGGCCUACAUAUUAUACUCACUUGAACGGGCUUCAAUGACCAUACUAAAUAUGAUUAAAAAUAUAUAUAUUUAUGCUCAGUUGCAGUAAUUUAUUUUCUGUGAAAAUGAAAUUAACUUUGUUCAAAAAUAAUAAAAUAAAUUCUGUAAGAGUGCACUGUUUGCCACAA